AUGAACUCUAUCACAUUACCAAAUCAUCUUACCAACCUCGACUUUGCCGGCAACGGGUCGAUUGAUGAAUGUAAGAUCUUAUUUCUUAUUAGGAAACGUGAUUUGAAGGAAGAUGAUGCAUUGAUGGAAGAAACCUUGCUGGUGAGAGAUCUUGGGGAUGGAGGAAUUCACAGCCGGAUGAUAGGAAGUGUAGUAUAG
Sclerotinia sclerotiorum 1980 UF-70 is the source of this 198-nucleotide messenger RNA. RefSeq lists its product with no specific name. The record is from RefSeq and is a predicted model, not a curated record. Lineage: Eukaryota; Fungi; Ascomycota; Leotiomycetes; Helotiales; Sclerotiniaceae. The coding region runs from base 1 to 198 and encodes 65 amino acids. The transcript is spliced from 2 exons.